AUGAAUAAACUGAAGCUAAUGCGUAUGGAAAACGCGAUUAGAGCGUAUGAAGAAGAUGGGUAUGGAGCUGCGAAGAUGGAGCCGUGGCCACCGGAUCGACAGCUAACACUGCCAACGAACUCGACACCGGAUGUCACACGUUGCCCCCAGACGCCGCAAUCGUCUCCAUCGGCGACGGCGCCGGAAUAUUGCAGUCUUGAGGUUUCAACCUUGAUGCCUCCGAACUCGCCUCCAUCGGAGACGGUGUCAGGUUUCAGGCCGCCGCCGAUGCCGACGCUAACACCGCCGGGAUCUAUUCGGUGUUCAAUGGCGUACGCGAGCUUGACCGGUGGUUCCUGUUCCGAUCGCCCUUUACAACCCCGUACAUCCGUCACGGAUUUAAGUUCAAUGUCUCAGGGCCAUGUCCGUCUAGGCAGCAUUUGA
Messenger RNA from Striga asiatica, 423 nucleotides. The record is from the annotation of a GenBank genome assembly. NCBI's taxonomy places the organism in Eukaryota, Viridiplantae, Streptophyta, Magnoliopsida, Lamiales, Orobanchaceae.